UUCUCUGUGCUCUGCAGGGGUGUUGAUGAGCUCGGUGAUGAGCACAUUGUCUCGUCCGAGCCGGAUGAUGCUGCUGGUGAACCCACAGAGCGGCAAAGGACAGGCGCUGACUCUCUACAACAACCACAUCCAACGAAUGCUCAACGAGGCGGGAGUCACACACACUCUGUUCAUCACCGAGCGGCAGAACCACGCCAGAGAGCUGGUGAAGGAGGCCGACCUGUCGCAGUGGGACGCUUUGGUGAUCAUGUCUGGAGACGGACUUCUGUUUGAGGUGAUAAAUGGUCUGCUGGAGAGACCAGACUGGGAGGAGGCGAUCCGGAUCCCGCUGGGUAUCCUACCUGGAGGAUCAGGCAACGCACUGGCUGCAUCCGUACAUCACUACUCUGGAGCCUCCCUGGUGUCCACUGAGGAGCUCCUGAUCAGCUGUGGUUUCCUGCUCUGUCAGGGCCUCGUGGCCCACAUGGACCUGAUCUCCAUCCAGCUCUCCUCCGGCCCUCGUCUCUUCUCCUUCCUGUCGCUGGCCUGGGGCUUCGUGGCCGACGUGGACAUAGAGAGCGAGAAGUACCGUCACGUCGGAGCCGCCCGGUUCACCGUCGGCACGCUGGUGAGGCUGGCUUCUCUCCGCGUCUACAAGGGCAAGAUGGCCUACCUGCUCGCGAGGAGGACGGAGAGCACGCCUUGUCGAAGCGCCUCCGAAGCCAACGCCGGCCCGCAUGACUCCCUGCUGCCUCCUCUGGACCAGCCGGUGCCCAGCGACUGGGUGGUGGUGGAGGAGGAAGAAUUUGUCCUCAUGCUGGCCAUGUACCAGUCCCACCUGGCGGAGGACCUGUUCGCAGCACCGGAAGCCACCUCGGACGACGGAGUCAUCCAUCUUUUCUACGUCAGGGCGGGGAUUUCACGCGCAGCGCUGCUGAAGCUGUUCCUGGCUAUGGAGAAGGGGACACAUAUGGUUACUAACUGUCAACAUCUGGUGCACGCUAAGGUGCGGGCGCUCAGGCUGGAGCCACUUUCACCCAAAGGGAUAAUAACAGUAGAUGGAGAAGUGGUGGACUACGGACCGGUGCAAGCAGAGGUACACAGAGGCCUGGCGAGGUUAAUCACUGGAUGAACUAACAUCACGGCUGCUGUUAGAGGCCCAAUAAACACAGUUUAGCAUUUCAAAUCAGAAAUGUAGGAGCAAAGCAAUGAAUGUAAGACUCAUUCACCGUUACCCACAACG
Anoplopoma fimbria (sablefish) is the source of this 1222-nucleotide messenger RNA. Its product is annotated as sphingosine kinase 2-like. NCBI's taxonomy places the organism in Eukaryota, Metazoa, Chordata, Actinopteri, Perciformes, Anoplopomatidae. Gene Ontology annotation, cellular component: intracellular membrane-bounded organelle; cytoplasm; membrane. The coding region runs from base 26 to 1111 and encodes 361 amino acids. Gene Ontology annotation, biological process: sphingosine biosynthetic process; cellular response to growth factor stimulus; negative regulation of apoptotic process. The record is from RefSeq and is a predicted model, not a curated record. The transcript has 5 exons.